Molecule: messenger RNA, 643 nt
Organism: Haliotis rubra (blacklip abalone)
Lineage: Eukaryota; Metazoa; Mollusca; Gastropoda; Lepetellida; Haliotidae
Product: monocarboxylate transporter 5-like
Exons: 3
Coding region: 36-461 (141 amino acids)
Source: RefSeq, a predicted model, not a curated record
GUUCACCUAAUCAAGCGGCAGCUCUUUUCACUGCAAUGGGAUUUGGAAGUGUCUUUUCAAGAGUAGUUGCAGGAAUGAUGGCCUCAGAUUCGAAAAUUCCAUACAUGAUUCUCCAAGUAGGUUUUACUGGUAUAUCGGGAAUGUUGCUUCUGUCGUUCCCUCUUUAUUCCUACACAUAUAACACACAGCUGGUGUUUGGGAUUCUGUAUGGGACAUACAGCCAAGGUGUAAACACUCUGGUGGGUCCUAUUGUUCUUGACUUGGUUACACUGAAGGAUGUCCCAGUGGCAUAUGGGUUUGUGUAUUACUCGAUGGGAGUUGGAUACAUACUCGGACCUCCAUUGGCAAGUUGGAUUUUCAGACUGAGCAUGGUUUAUGAUUUUACCUAUGUAUUUGCAGGGACGUGCUUGAUGGUCAGUUCGGUGUCUGCUGCGUUAGUAAACAUUGUGAAAAGACGGUAGUUCAAUUAUUCUUCAACGAAAAUGUGAUGGUAACCCCCUUUCUAGGCUGUGGAUUCAGUAGAGACCCUGUCUGAUUGUUCAGAAUGAUCAGCGAUCAGAAAGAAUGACGUUUGUUGUUUAUCACAAGAUUCAACACAAUCCAAGCUGCAUCAUAUCAUCAAGCUGUCACGGAUGGUAUUCGC